CCCAUACCCUUUCUACGACAAGCUCUACCAAUCGCACAAAUGCUUACCAACCUCCUCGCCCUCUUCACCUUCCUCUUCACCCUCCUCUCCUCCGUCCGCGCCGAGGACUUCGUCGAUGCUACUAUCGCCGCUGGUCACGGUAAUGCGUGGAAGUACGGAACUGGUGGUGGGUUGAUUGGGUUGAUUGUGUUUGUCUUGGAUGUUAUGGUCUUCAUCGAGGUCGUCAAGUCCACGCGCCCCACCUCUCACAAGCUCCUCUGGAUCGCCGUUGUGUUCUUCUUCCCCGUUCUCGGUCUCAUCCUUUACGCUUUGUUCUCUAACCGUGAGGGACACCGCUCUUCUGGUGCCGACUACGAGACUUUGCCUUAG
This is a messenger RNA of Saitoella complicata NRRL Y-17804, 369 nucleotides long. RefSeq lists its product as uncharacterized. The record is from RefSeq and is a predicted model, not a curated record. Bases 40 to 369 code for a protein of 109 amino acids. The transcript is spliced from 2 exons. Lineage: Eukaryota; Fungi; Ascomycota; Saitoellomycetes; Saitoellales; Saitoellaceae.